Messenger RNA from Caenorhabditis remanei, 1485 nucleotides. RefSeq lists its product as uncharacterized. The coding region runs from base 1 to 1485 and encodes 494 amino acids. Gene Ontology annotation, molecular function: oxidoreductase activity, acting on paired donors, with incorporation or reduction of molecular oxygen, reduced flavin or flavoprotein as one donor, and incorporation of one atom of oxygen; iron ion binding; heme binding. Gene Ontology annotation, cellular component: intracellular membrane-bounded organelle; cytoplasm. The record is from RefSeq and is a predicted model, not a curated record. Lineage: Eukaryota; Metazoa; Nematoda; Chromadorea; Rhabditida; Rhabditidae. Gene Ontology annotation, biological process: xenobiotic metabolic process. The transcript has 7 exons.
AUGUUAUUCAUUUUACUCAUUUCUGCUUUAUUGACCUGGCUUGUAGUCAGACAGUACCAAAAAGUGUCCAGAUUGCCACCUGGACCAGUAUCUCUUCCUCUCAUUGGAAAUCUGCCUCAGAUUGUAUACUAUCUCUGGUCAACUGGUAGCGUUGUAUCAACUCUUGAUUUAUUGAGAAAGCGUUACGGCAACAUUUUCACUCUCUGGGUCGGUCCUAUCCCUCACGUCAGCAUUGCGGACUACGACACCGCUCAUGAAGUUUUUGUGAAAAAUGCAAGCAAAUAUGCUGAUAAAUUUCAUGCUCCAUUGAUCAGAGAAAUAAAGAAGGAACAAGGAGUUUUGGCAACAAAUGGAGAACAUUGGCAAGAAAUGAGAAGAUUCGCUCUACAAACAUUCAGAAAUAUGGGAGUUGGAAAGGAUGUGAUGGAAGAGAAAAUAAUGGAAGAGUUGAAUGCAAGAUGCGCUGACAUUGACAAAGCGGCUGUGGAUGGAGUCACUGUAUCCCAUGCAGCUGAUUUCUUUGACCUUACCGUGGGAAGUAUUAUCAACAGUAUUCUGGUUGGAAAACGAUUCGAUGAGAACAACAAACAUGAGUUCCUCACUAUCAAAAACGCUCUUGACAACGCAUUUGAACUAUUCACACCUUUCGAUCUCACUGUUCCUUCUUGGGUUUUGAAAACAUUCUUCCCUCGUCGAUACGAAAACAUAAUGAAAGUCAACGAUGAGUGUAAGAACUUUGCAGCAAAAGAAGCAGAUUUGAGGUAUGCAGAAUUGAAAACUGGAAAGUAUCUCAUUGACGAGAAUAAUAUUCAUGACUUCACUGACGCUUUUCUUCUAAAAAUCCAACAAGAUGGGGAGAACUCAGAUUUCAACAUUGAAUCUUUGAAAACCAUGAUUAUUGACUUGUGGAUUACCGGACAAGAAACUACUACAACCACUUUGAUUUCUGGAUUCAAUCAACUUCUACUCCAUCCAGAAGUGAUGGAGAAAGCUAGAAAAGAAGUUCUGAAAAUCACAAAGAACGGAUCGCGUCCCUUGAGUCUGUCUGACCGUUCUUCAACCCCAUAUCUGAAUGCAAUGAUCGGAGAAAUUCAACGUCAUGCCUCGAUUCUGAAUAUUAAUUUCUGGAGAAUCAAUCACGAGCCGACUUAUAUGGGAGGGCAUCCUGUGGAUUCUGGAGCCUUCGUGGUUGCUCAAUUGAGUGCUCUUCAUGUCAACGAGACUAUUUUCGAAAAUCCACAAGAAUUCAAUCCAGAAAGGUUCAUCAGAGAUGAGAAGCUUCUCCAAAAAGUUAUUCCGUUCGGAGUUGGAAAGAGAUCCUGUUUGGGAGAGUCUCUGGCUAGGUCGGAAUUGUACUUGAUUUUUGGAAAUCUCCUCCUCCGUUACAAUUUCAAGCCACACGGAAAACUGUCAACUACAGAAGUGAUGCCAUACAGUUUUGCCAAGAGACCAUUCAAAUUGGAGAUGGAGUUUUUGAAAAUUUGA